This is a messenger RNA of Lucilia sericata (common green bottle fly), 608 nucleotides long. It is a transcript of the gene RpL32, whose product is annotated as 60S ribosomal protein L32. Gene Ontology annotation, molecular function: structural constituent of ribosome. NCBI's taxonomy places the organism in Eukaryota, Metazoa, Arthropoda, Insecta, Diptera, Calliphoridae. Gene Ontology annotation, cellular component: cytosolic large ribosomal subunit; ribosome. Gene Ontology annotation, biological process: translation. The record is from RefSeq and is a predicted model, not a curated record. Bases 115 to 519 code for a protein of 134 amino acids. The transcript is spliced from 3 exons.
CAGUUGGCAGCAAUGCCGAAUGACAUUAGCUGUCAAAUUUUUUGGACAGCUGAAGUGCGACCAACUUCGGGUUUCUUUCUUUUUGACGUGCUCUUUUAGAAAAAGUGCUCAAAUAUGACCAUUCGUCCAGCAUAUAGGCCAAAAAUCGUAAAGAAGCGCACCAAGCACUUCAUCCGUCAUCAAUCGGAUCGUUAUGCUAAGUUGUCGCACAAAUGGCGUAAACCAAAAGGUAUUGACAACAGAGUACGUCGUCGCUUCAAGGGUCAAUACUUGAUGCCCAACAUUGGUUACGGUUCCAAUAAGCGUACCCGUCACAUGCUCCCCACCGGCUUCAAGAAGUUCGUUGUCAACAAUGUUAAGGAACUCGAAGUUUUGAUGAUGCAAAACCGUGUCUACUGCGGUGAAAUCGCCCACGGUGUCUCCUCCAAGAAACGCAAGGAAAUCGUUGAGCGUGCCAAGCAAUUGUCCAUCCGUUUGACAAAUCCCAAUGGUCGUGUUCGUUCACAAGAGAAUGAAUAAACAUUUUAUUAAGUUUAUGCUAAACUUUUUUUACUUUUUGUUUAUUCAAAAUAAGAUCUGAAUAUAAGAAAAAUUAGAUUUUAAACGGA